GUCUAGGUUCUUGAAGAACCAAUUCAAACAAAGGUAGGAUUUUGGCGCGGGAUUUGGAGAAAGCUAAUCAAUGGCUGCAACUAGUGGGAGCAAUGCUUUAAAUCCAUCAUCUGCUCCUCCGAAAAUACUCUUAGCGAAACCUGGUUUGAACCGUGUCGGCGGACCCGGUGGAAGCGAAGACGAAUCUGUCACUCUUCGGUCUCGUCUACCACCUCCUGCGUCUCUUAAUCUCCUCUCUGAUUCUUGGGAAUUUCACACUGAUCGUAUUCUUCAGUUCCUGACUGAGAACACUGAUUUCACUGUUAUUGGAGUAAUUGGACCUUCUGGGGUGGGCAAAUCGACCAUCUUGAAUGAGCUUUUUGGGUUCGAUGCGACCUCGCCUGGGAUGUUGCCACCUUUUGCAACACAGACGGAGGAAACUAGAGCAAUGGCAAGGCACUGCACUGUGGGUAUGGAACUCAGAGUUUCUGCUGAGCGGCUUGUACUUCUUGAUACCCAGCCUAUUUUUAGUCCUUCUGUUUUGGCUGAAAUGAUGAGGCCUGAUGGCUCAUCAACAAUUUCUAUAUUACAUGGCGAGUCCUUGUCAGCUGAUCUGGCUCAUGAACUGAUGGGUAUUCAGCUUGGCGUUUUCAUGGCAUCUGUUUGUCAUGUUAUUCUGGUUAUAUCAGAGGGAGUUCAUGAUAUGAACAUGUGGCAUCUGAUGCUGACGGUUGAUUUGUUGAAACAUGGCAUUCCAGACCCAUCUUCCUUAACUUCUUCCUACUCCCAGGGCUCUAAUCUGGGUCAUGAAAAGGAAACCAAAGACACCCCACAGGAGGCCGAUGAAGAGUAUUUGGCUGCUCCAAUUUUUGUGCACACAAAAUUGAGAGAACUGGAUCUCUUUCCUAUUAAUACUCUGCAGCUUAGGAGAGCACUUUCACAAUAUUUCAGCUUGUCUUCGUUCAUGGGAAAGAAAUAUGUAAACAAUAUCAAAGCGCAAAUGCAAUCUUCUGGGUCCUCUGAUAACAAGACUGAUGAUUUGGGCUCAGCAGAGCUGGAGCUGUUUCUAAUCCCAUCAAAGAGACAAGAUGACUUGCAGAGAGUUCAAUGUGAAAGCUAUGUUUCCAUGUUAGGGAAACUCCGUGAUUUGGUGCUGUCUAUUAAUUGCCGGCACUUUGCAAAGGCUGUGUCAGAACGUGAGUGGUUGAGGAAUUCUGCCCGAAUAUGGGAUAUGGUAAAGAACUCUCCGGUCAUUGCUGAGUAUAGCAGAACACUCCAAAGUUCAGGUAUGUUCAGAAGAUAGCUAUUACUUGCUCAUCUUUCCGGUUCAGUGAUUUGUAGACCUUGCCUAGCUGGCUAGCAUGCAGUUGGAAGUGAGACGUAUUUCUGGUUAAGCCAGUUCAUGUUUAGGA
This is a messenger RNA of Telopea speciosissima, 1391 nucleotides long. RefSeq names its product protein SMG9-like. The transcript is spliced from 8 exons. The coding region runs from base 71 to 1282 and encodes 403 amino acids. NCBI's taxonomy places the organism in Eukaryota, Viridiplantae, Streptophyta, Magnoliopsida, Proteales, Proteaceae. Gene Ontology annotation, biological process: nuclear-transcribed mRNA catabolic process, nonsense-mediated decay. The record is from RefSeq and is a predicted model, not a curated record.